Messenger RNA from Ustilaginoidea virens, 600 nucleotides. RefSeq lists its product as uncharacterized. The record is from RefSeq and is a predicted model, not a curated record. The coding region runs from base 1 to 600 and encodes 199 amino acids. Gene Ontology annotation, cellular component: nucleolus; small-subunit processome. Lineage: Eukaryota; Fungi; Ascomycota; Sordariomycetes; Hypocreales; Clavicipitaceae. The transcript is spliced from 2 exons.
AUGGGUGUCGCGAAGAAAACGAGAAAAUUUGGACAGGUCAAGCGGAUGAUCGGUCAAAAAGACGCCAGAUUGAAGGCAAAUCAGCAAAAGGCCGAACUCGAGGCCAAGAAGAAGAAGGAGAAGAGGACCAUUAAUGGCGAGCUGGUGCGGGAAGCGCCGCAGAUGCCCAGCAACAUGUUCUUCCAGCACAACACUGCCCUCGUCCCGCCGUACAAUGUGCUGGUCGACACCAACUUCCUCAGCCACACCGUCCAGCGGAAACUGUCGUUACUAGAGUCCAUGAUGGAUUGUCUGUACGCAAAGUGCAACCCAAUCGUCACCUCGUGCGUCAUGUCCGAGCUGGAGAAGCUGGGCCCGAGAUAUCGUUUGGCGCUGCGGGUCGCCAGAGACGAACGGUGGACGAGACUGGAGUGCGAUCACAAAGGCACCUAUGCGGACGACUGCUUGGUAGACAGGGUGAGCAAGAACAGGAUAUACAUUGUGGGAACCAACGAUAAGGCGCUGAAGCAAAGGUUACGAAAGAUUCCUGGUGUGCCACUGAUGAGCGUGGCGAGAGGAAAGUACGUGAUUGAGAGGUUGCCUGAUGCGCCUCAUUCAUAG